AUGGGCUGUUUUCCACCCUCCCCCACAACUCUCAAAACUCACUUCCACCCACACCCCAAUCCUCUUCCUACAAUCCAUGGCUACCUCCACAGAGCCACCCCGCCACAACCUACUUCCUCCACUCCUCUCUUCACACCUGGCCCCCUUGAACCUGUCCCCCUGAACCAAAGCUCACCACCGACCCACUCAAGAACACCCACUCCCACCAACCAACAAACCUUAUCCCAAGCUGACCCAUCCCCCACGCCUGCCCCCUCCACCGCCUCAAUCCCAUCAACAUUCACCCCACCACUCUCAUCGCCGCCGCUGUUUUCUGCCCCAUCCCCAGAACACAGCCUCUCCACGCAAGACGCCUCGCAGUUGGCACCACCUGACAACAUCCAACCAACUCCUGGCCACACUACUCCACCCAUCCCGGACGACGCCCUCUCACUGUACCAUCCCAGCCCCAAUUCAUCACCACCACUAACCCUGGAUGAACCCGAACCUACUCCAGAAGACCCCACCGACAACUUCACCCCACGUUCCCUCAUCCAUGGCAUCACACACCACCCAACCAAUGACCAACGCAAAUCACUUCUCGCAUCCAUCAACACCCAAAUCUCCCACCUACGUGCACUCGUCGCAGAGGACAUUCCACCAUCUCCACCAUCACCUGCCGCUGACAUAUCUACAAACACCCCAGGUGUAGUGGCCGGUGAAGAUAACUUGCUGUCACCAUCCACCUGCAGCACAGGGACUUCACCCGGCUCCUCUCUGGGGGACAAAUGCGCAGCUACUGCUCUCCAACGCCUCAUGGAGAUUCGGGGUAAUACCUCCAGUAGCCCUCAACCUCCCUCCACAUUUCAACCCACCGAACACAGCCAUGAUCACCGCACGCAAGACAUCGCACCGCCCAUCCCAAUUUCCAAGCAGACUAACCCACACUACCGCCAACGACGAACCUCACACAACUCAUCCUGCGACCCCCUCCCACCACCCGCCGUAUCACUCACCCCACCACCCACCGAACCACUUAGCCCACCAACACCAACUUCUUCAUCAACAUCCAACCUGGCCGACUUGCCGACGAUAACAUCCCGUCGCACCAACCUCGGCCCACGUGAGCCGGACCGUAUUCCACCACCCGACACGACCCCAGGCACCCCUCUGAUGAUGAAGAUGGUGUUGAUGGCUUCUACAACGAAGAACAACCUCCAUCCACUGACGACCAGACCACCCUUCUCCUCUUCAGAGAAAUGGCGGUCUACAUUCACAAGACUCCUCCUGGGCUGA
Messenger RNA from Xenia sp. Carnegie-2017, 1275 nucleotides. RefSeq names its product mucin-2-like. NCBI's taxonomy places the organism in Eukaryota, Metazoa, Cnidaria, Anthozoa, Malacalcyonacea, Xeniidae. The coding region runs from base 1 to 1275 and encodes 424 amino acids. The record is from RefSeq and is a predicted model, not a curated record. The transcript has a single exon.